Messenger RNA from Owenia fusiformis, 574 nucleotides. The record is from the annotation of a GenBank genome assembly. Lineage: Eukaryota; Metazoa; Annelida; Polychaeta; Sabellida; Oweniidae.
CAAUCGCGAACUGGAAGCUCAGAAAGAAGAUACACAACUGUGGAAGGAUCGUUUAUAGUAAAAAUCACUGCUUUUAUCAUUCAACGGGUAAGGACAAUAAAAUUACAACAUGAAACUACUCAUGGUAGUGCUGGUUUUGGUCCUCAUUGGUUAUUGCACGUGUGGCCGCUGGAGAUUUAGAGGCAACAGAAAACACAAGAGCCACAAAAGCAAAAGCCACAAAAGCAUUAAGAGCCACGGGAGUAGUAGUAAAGAGGGCCUGGUGGAGUGUGAACCACUGGAUGCUCCGGUAAACGGCUCCUUACAAUUGAUAAAUGGUGAGACUCAUGUCGGCACUGUCGCUAUCUAUUCCUGCGACGAAGGGUCUGUUUUAAGUGGCAAUAUUACAAGAUUAUGUCAAAAAGUGUACGGACCUGCAUCCAGUUCGAGUGACAGUAGUCACAGCCACAGUCACCGCCGCGUUAUCGGAGCAGAAUGGAGCGGUGAUGAACCAACCUGUGAACCCCUAUUGGAGUGUGAACCAUUAGAUGCUCCGGUAAAUGGUUCAUUGCAAUUGAUAAAUGAUGAAAGUUGU